AUGUCAGUACUACCUCCUCAAUUGGGAUCAGCUCUUCAAUUAGGAGCAGUUAUGCAGGCAAAUGCGAAUAAUGCAAGUCCUGGAUUAGUUACUCAUAGGACCCCUGGCCAUCCUGGUCCAGGAGGUCAAUCUCCAACAGUUUCUCAAAGUCAUACCAUUAGCCAGCAAUCCAGUUCUAGCAUAUUAAUGCCACAAGCUCAUUUUGAAAGCAAUACAUCAUCCAAUUUAUUGGUGGAUAUAUUAUGUGAAAUAGCAGAUUUUAGUGUUGAUUUAGCUUUAAGACUUUCUCAAAGAACCGGCAACCAAUGGAGACCUAAAGUACUUAAUCAUAAUAAACACUUGAAAAGACCAAUAACUAGACAACCAUUAGAGGAUCCAAAUAAACCAAAAAGACCUCAUAAUGCUUAUACACUAUGGUGUGAACAUAUACGGCAAAAAGUUCGUGAAAAAGACCCAACCAGAUCAUUACAUAUUAAAGAUCUUGCGGAAAUGUGGAAAAAUCUUCCUGAGCUUGAAAGAUCACCUUGGGAAAGAAAAGCUCAGGAUGUUAAACAAAAAUAUCUUGUAGAUAUGGCUGCUUAUCGUACGACUUCUGGAUCACCAGGCCAUCCACAAGCUUCUUCAGGAACUCCUCCACCAAGUUCUAUACAGCAACUUUCUGGAAUUCCAAACCAAAGGGAGUUUUAUUCAUAA
Molecule: messenger RNA, 693 nt
Organism: Cryptosporidium ubiquitum
Lineage: Eukaryota; Apicomplexa; Conoidasida; Eucoccidiorida; Cryptosporidiidae
Product: recombination signal sequence recognition protein
Exons: 1
Coding region: 1-693 (230 amino acids)
Source: RefSeq, a predicted model, not a curated record